UUGACUCUUGUGGUGAUCCAUCAUGGAAAUAAUUUUGUUGAGAUUGCUAAAACUUUGAAGGACAAGAUAAUAGCAACUGAAGAUGCAAAUUUGGUAAAAAUUGAAAAUGAUGUGUUGGGAUUGGAUACGUUUUUUAAAUUUAUUUUAAUGGAAGGGGAUGAAGCUAAUGAGGAAAUUGCUGAAGAUAAAGGAGAUGUUGAGGAUUUAGAAAUUCAUGAAGGAAAUGUUGAAGAGUUUGAAGAUGACGGAUUUGUUAACGAAGAUGAAGAGGAUGGAAUUGCUGAAGAUGAUGAAAGAGAUGUGGGUAAAACUAGUGAGCAGGGAAACGAUUCUAUAGCCAGUUAUGGUUCUGAUUAUGAUGACCUAUCUUCAAAUUUAAAAUGCUUAUCGUAUACAGAAAAAGAGUAUGGAACUGAGGUGAAGAUGGGAAAUUUUGAAUAUGAGUAUACUGCUAACUAUCAAAACGGAGAUUGGAUUAAAUUGAACGAUUUAUGUAUAGAAUUGAAAAGGUUCGAAAACGAUCUUGAUAGUAUUUUAGAAUAUCUACCGAGUAAAAUGAAGAGAAGAGGUGAUUUUAAAACUUUUAAUGAAUGGAAGAAUGGACAGAAUAAAAAUUCCAUUUCGAGGAGAAUUGGAAAGCUAAAAAAGAGGUGUGAAGAGAUAGAACAGGUGAUGGCAAGCAAAUCAGAAUUUACGUGUAGUCGUUAUCAUCCAAUUACUGAUUCAACUGAUCCAUUUACAAAGUCGGCUAAAAAUAGAUCAGCAUCUUUAUUGACAAUUUUGGAAUAUAUUCAAUCUUUGUCAGAUUACGAUAAAUUACGUUGGGAGUUGCAAAAUAGAUUGUUUUUGCCUCUUCCACAAUGGCGAAGGCAAGAAUUGGCCAAGUUAUAUUGCGAAAAGGAUCCAAUAGAUUUUGAUAUUUUGUAUGACAUUAUAUUGGCAAGUCCAAAAUUUGAAUUGAAACAGAUUAUUAACAUGUUUAAUAAUGUAUUAAUAAAGCAAGAUGAAGCAAAGUAUAAAGAAUUUGAGAAGAUAAAGAAAAAUAAAAAAGUUUCAAAGUUGCAAGAUUUUUUAUUUUAUAAACAAUAUCUGACAAUAAAUCAGAGAGAGAUGACAGAGAUAUGGGACAUUUUGAUUAACCGAAUAGAAUCCGUUGGAAACGAUCAAUUUUUUGAUGAAAAAUUUAAGGAGGUUAAGAUAUAUUUUUCAAUUUAA
This is a messenger RNA of Meloidogyne enterolobii, 1215 nucleotides long. The record is from the annotation of a GenBank genome assembly. NCBI's taxonomy places the organism in Eukaryota, Metazoa, Nematoda, Chromadorea, Rhabditida, Meloidogynidae.